Phacochoerus africanus (Common warthog) is the source of this 1630-nucleotide messenger RNA. It is a transcript of the gene DAP3, whose product is annotated as death associated protein 3. The record is from RefSeq and is a predicted model, not a curated record. Gene Ontology annotation, molecular function: structural constituent of ribosome. NCBI's taxonomy places the organism in Eukaryota, Metazoa, Chordata, Mammalia, Artiodactyla, Suidae. Gene Ontology annotation, biological process: apoptotic process. The transcript is spliced from 13 exons. The coding region runs from base 136 to 1329 and encodes 397 amino acids. Gene Ontology annotation, cellular component: mitochondrial small ribosomal subunit; mitochondrial ribosome.
GGCUGCGCGGUGAGCAGCUUCCUGCCAAACGACCCGAGCUUGCUUCUCUGCUGCGGGAUAAGCGCUGUGGAGCCAGCCCUUGACUGUGCUUGUCGUUCACCGCAUCAGGAAAGCGGAUCCACGACUCUCGGGGUAAUGCUGAAAGGAGUAACAAGGCUCAUCUCCAGGGUCCAUAAGUUGGACACUGGACAUGUUUUGUAUAUGGGGACCCAGGCACCCCAAAGCCUUGCUGCUCAUCUGGAUAACCAGGUUCCAGUUAAGAGUCCCAGAGCUAUUUCUCGCACCAGUGAGGAUGAUCCGGCCAAGCAUAGGGAGCAGCAUGAGGGUCAGCACUACAACAUAUCCCUCCAGGAGCUGAAGACUGUCUUCCCCCAUGGCCUGCCUCCUCGCUUUGCAAUGCAGGUGAAGACAUUCAAUGAAGCUUGCCUGAUGGUAAGAAAACCAGCCCUAGAGCUUCUGCACUACCUAAAAAACACCAAUUUUGCUCAUCCAGCUGUACGAUAUGUUCUCUAUGGUGAGAAGGGAACAGGAAAAACUCUCAGUCUUUGCCAUAUUCUUCAUUUCUGUGCAAAACAGAACUGGCUGAUACUGCAUAUUCCAGAUGCUCAUAUUUGGGUCAAAAACUGCCGGGAUCUACUACAGUCCAACUACAACAAACAGCGCUUUGAUCAACCUUUAGAGGCUUCAACCUGGCUGAAGAAUUUCAAAACUGCAAAUGAACAUUUCUUGAGUCAGAUAAAAGUUCAAGAGAAGUACGUCUGGAAUAAGCGAGAAAGCACUGAGAAGGGCCGUCCUCUGGGAGAAGUAGUGGAACAGGGCAUAAUGCGAGUGAGGAAUGCCACAGAUGCAGUUGGAAUUGUGCUCAAAGAGCUUAAAAGGCAAAGUUCUUUGGGUAUUUUUCACCUCCUGGUGGCAGUGGAUGGGGUCAAUGCUCUCUGGGGAAGGACCACGCUGAAGAGAGAAGAUAAAAGCCCAAUUGCCCCAGAAGAGCUAGCGCUUAUUCACAACCUGAGGAAAAUGGUGAAAAAUGACUGGCAAGGAGGUGCCAUUGUGUUGACUGUGAGCCAGACUGGUUCUCUCUUUAAGCCACGGAAUGCUUAUCUGCCCCAGGAGUUGCUGGGAAAGGAAGGAUUUGACGCUCUGGAUCCCUUUAUUCCCAUCCUGGUUUCCAACUAUAACCCAAAGGAAUUUGAAAGUUGUAUUCAGUAUUAUUUGGAGAAUAACUGGCUUCAACAUGAAAAAGCUCAUACUGAAGAAGGGAAAAAGGAGCUGCUGUUCUUAAGUAAUAGGAAUCCCGGGCAGCUGGAGCGGCUCUGUGCCUACCUCUAAGCCAUGGUCACAAUGUGCCUGGAGGACACCAGACCUUUCUUUCAAUGGACACCCAGUCAGAUGGGGGAGUCCCACCGUACAUGAGAAGAGCAGCCAGGCGCCUGCACUCACGGACCUGCAGUGGACGGGCCUGCAGUCAGCUGCCCACCUUUGUUGAAACGGAUUCCUUGUGAAGUGACUGUGAUGGUAAUAAGAUGUUCUAUUGUUCCUGAAAUUAACACCAGUUUAUCAGAUGUGGUUUUCACAUUUUAAAUAAUCAUGUAGCUUUUCCUAAAAAAUUAAAUUAAGUAUUUUUCUUAAA